Messenger RNA from Sardina pilchardus (European sardine), 1548 nucleotides. It is a transcript of the gene pla2g12a, whose product is annotated as phospholipase A2, group XIIA. Gene Ontology annotation, molecular function: calcium ion binding; A2-type glycerophospholipase activity. The record is from RefSeq and is a predicted model, not a curated record. Gene Ontology annotation, cellular component: extracellular region. NCBI's taxonomy places the organism in Eukaryota, Metazoa, Chordata, Actinopteri, Clupeiformes, Clupeidae. Bases 196 to 762 code for a protein of 188 amino acids. The transcript has 4 exons. Gene Ontology annotation, biological process: arachidonate secretion; lipid catabolic process; phospholipid metabolic process.
CUGUCAGUUCCAGUUUCUUUUACUGCUUGUGGUUCUAAAGAAAGGCGCUUGCUAAUCAUCAGACUUCACUGGAUCAUAGGCGCAUUGGAAACAAAGUAACCUUAGGAAAUGACGUCCUUGUCCCCCUUAUUAGUCUAAACGGAAUGUCUUCAUAAUUAGCUAGUUGUCCUGUUUAUCGUGGGAUUAGUCUUAACUAUGCACUCCGGUGUCGCUUUCGCGUUAGCAAUGCUAUUGACUGGUGUGUUUUCAUCCCAGCAUAACCGCGAACCUGAAACUCCAGACUGGCGAAUGACACUGAAAACCAUUCGAAAUGGCAUUCACAAGAUAGACACGUACUUAAACGCAGCUUUGGAUCUCUUUGGUGGGGAUGACGGACUCUGUCAUUACAAAUGCAGUGAUGGUUAUGUGCCACAACCCCGUCCAGGUUAUAAACCUCCUCCACCCAAUGGAUGUGGUUCACCUCUGUUUGGAUUUCAGUUUGAUAUUGGGAUCCCGUCCAUGACGCGGUGCUGUAAUCAGCAUGACCGAUGCUAUGACACUUGUGGGAAGGAGAAGCAUGUCUGUGAUGACCAGUUCCAGCAGUGUCUUGAGACCAUCUGCAAUAACGUGCAAAAGACCCUAGGACUGGCCCAAAGUGUACAAGCGUGCGAGUCUGCGGUGACCCUCCUGUUUGAUGCUGUUAUGCACAUGGGUUGCAAACCCUACAUGGACAGUCAGAGGGCAUCAUGCAUAUGUCACUUUGAGGAGAAAAGGGAUCUGUGAAGUUCUACGGUGAACAGCUCUGGGGAUACACGGAGGCCAGCAGGCCUGCCAUUCAGGAUUUAAACAGCCAAGGAUCUCGUCUCAUAGUAUUGAUCAGACCUGCUUCAUUAUGAGCUUAACACCAUGAUUAAGUCUGCAUCAGUGUGGCUGCUCCGGCUGUGACUACUUAAUGAUGUCACUCAAGUAAUAGGAAGGAUCUCAGGGAUGAAACGGAUGAGUCAUGAAUGAUGAUUACAGUUGUGAAAUGUGAAGAAAUAUUAAAGGCCUGAUUGAAAUAAUGGGCAAAGUGCAGAGUCAGGUAACCGGUUAAGAGUUUUGUGCAUGAGCUAAAGCCAUUGGGUACUUGUGCAUGAGCUAAAUUGCUAGGUGUGUAUGGUAACCAAUGUGUGUAUGGUGCUCCUAAUGAUAUGAAAUUAGCAAAUACAUUUUGUUCCGUUAUUAAAUAAGCUCCAGUUAGACUUUAGGCCUCUGCUCUUUGCCCAUCAUUAGAAUUAGGGCCCUGUGUGUUAUAAUGAUGAAAGCAUCCAGGUUACCUAAUGCACUAUAGUUAUUGGCACUUUGUAACAUCAUUUAGGUUUCAUGUGGUGUGUGUGCAACACGUUUUUUUUAUGUUGCAUUCAUGAAUGUUUAAUGACAUACUGUUGUGUAUUCAGUUAUAUUAUGUGCUGUUCCUGCUAUUCCACCACACCAUCAGAGGGCGCACUUCCAUUGAUUGUUUCUAACUACUACAAUGUGUUGUGAGAUGACGUGCAGAAUACUGAGAUAAAGAACAUACGGUGAACUUGC